AUGUUAGUUGGAAACGACUAUUAUUUGGAUUUUAUUCUGUGUCAAAAGAUCGAACUAAAUCCUGGUUUGUUCCUUCUUGGGUCUAAGUUAGGAUGGUACCUUACCGGAAGAACUUCUGAUCAAGAUAGCGAUGGCCCAUGUAUGCUUAUUCUAACGCAUGGUAAUAAUGCAACAAAUACAAGUUUAUUUGCCGAUGUGGAUAGUGUUGUACCUGUGAAACCAAAUUUAGAAGACUUUUGGAAUGUGGAGUCAAUAGGUAUUAUAGAAAAACAAAAUAUCUCAGAUGAUGAACAUGCAAUGAAAAUGUUUCAGGAUACAAUUCAGUUUGAAAAUGGCCGAUACCAAGUCACGUGGCAUUGGACUGAAGAAUUUCCUGAUUUACCUGUGAACAGGGACUUGGCAAUAGGUCGCUUAAAAAGCUGUGUUAAUAAACUAAAAACAAAACCUGAGUUAAUGAUGAAAUAUGAUGAAGUUAUGAGAGAUCAGCUAAGUAAAGGUGUUAUAAAGAAAGUUGAAAAACCACAAGUAGAUGGUUUGGUACAUUAUUUGCCACACCAUGCUAUUACCACACCACAGAAAACAACCCUUAAGAUACGCGUAGUAUACGAUGCUUGGGCGAGAACCAGAAAAGAAAAUAAAAGUCUAAAUGAGUGCAUGUACAGGGGACCAGUAAUGCUACAGGACCUCUGUGGUAUGUUACUACGAUUCAGGAUGCAGCCGAUAGCAAUCGUUGCCGAUAUAGAAAAAGCAUUUUUGCAAAUUGGAUUAAAACCUAGUCAGCGUGAUGUCACAAGAUUUCUUUGGUUGAAAGACUGUAAAAAUCCUACUGUAGUUACUGACAAUAUACAAGAAUUCAGAUUUUGUAGGAUUCCUUUUGGAGUAAUCAGUAGUCCGUUCUUAUUAGGAGCAACGGUAGACUUCCAUUUAAAAUGUUAUGAAAAUCCAGUUGCAGAAAAUCUAAGAAACAACAUUUAUUUAGACAAUGUUAUCACCGGAGCUGAAAACACAAGUGAAGCAAUACAGCUAUAUACAAAAUCAAGGGCAAUGUUUGCAGAUGCCUCGAUGAAUUUACGGGAAUGGAUUACCAAUAGUGAUUUUGUAAAUGAGUCAUUCCAAAGGAAGACAGAGCCGAUACGAAAAGUGUUAAAGUACUUGGACAUCAUUGGAAUGUCAAUGAAGAUACAGUUACAAUAA
Messenger RNA from Ruditapes philippinarum (Manila clam), 1194 nucleotides. RefSeq lists its product as uncharacterized. The transcript has a single exon. The record is from RefSeq and is a predicted model, not a curated record. NCBI's taxonomy places the organism in Eukaryota, Metazoa, Mollusca, Bivalvia, Venerida, Veneridae. The coding region runs from base 1 to 1194 and encodes 397 amino acids.